This is a messenger RNA of Cephus cinctus (wheat stem sawfly), 903 nucleotides long. RefSeq names its product eukaryotic translation initiation factor 1A, X-chromosomal (gene eIF1A). Gene Ontology annotation, biological process: translational initiation. The record is from RefSeq and is a predicted model, not a curated record. Gene Ontology annotation, cellular component: cytoplasm. NCBI's taxonomy places the organism in Eukaryota, Metazoa, Arthropoda, Insecta, Hymenoptera, Cephidae. Gene Ontology annotation, molecular function: translation initiation factor activity; RNA binding. The coding region runs from base 293 to 736 and encodes 147 amino acids. The transcript is spliced from 5 exons.
UUCUGAGUCGUCGUCGCCUUUUUGAAAAUGGAGUCAAUUGCAUUCCCUAAAUUAUCCAUAAUGGAAAGAUUAAAUGCGUUUAAUAUCGGAAGGGAUAAUUAAAUUAAUCGUUAACUUAUUUUCUACGUUAAUACCAAGUAUAUAAAAGUAAUUUAGUCAAUUCUUUCUCUACUUAUAUUCGUCAUUAAUCUUCCUCUUGUGGGGGUUUGGCAUGGUGCUGUAGUUCUCUUUUCAUUUUCGUUCAGUGAAAUACUUGUGAAAUCACGGUUCAAGAGCAACCAAGUAAUUCAACAUGCCGAAGAAUAAAGGAAAGGGAGGUAAAAACAGAAGAAGAGGAAAGAACGAGAAUGAAACUGAAAAGAGAGAAUUGGUCUUCAAGGAAGAUGGCCAAGAAUAUGCACAAGUCACCAAAAUGUUGGGAAAUGGUAGGCUAGAAGCUAUGUGCUUUGAUGGUGUCAAACGACUAUGUCAUAUCCGAGGAAAACUCCGUAAAAAAGUGUGGAUUAAUCAAGGUGAUAUAAUUUUGAUUGGUCUGCGUGAUUAUCAAGAUGCGAAAGCAGAUGUUAUCUUGAAAUACACUUCUGACGAGGCACGUAACUUGAAAACUUAUGGAGAAUUCCCUGAAACUGUUCGUAUCAACGAUACUGUCACCUUUGUUGAGGAUGGUUUCGACGAAGACAUUGAAUUCGGUGAUGAAAUCAGUGAUGACGACGAGGAUGAUGUUGACAACAUCUGAUGAGCCAAAUUAUAAAAGGUGCUAGAAUGGGGCGUCAAAUAUAGAAUGAGGACAUCUGAGAAAAUGGUGAGAAAUAAACAUCUAUAUCACAGUCCAAGCGUCGUGUUUGCUUCUAAUGAGUAACUGAUUACUUGUACCUAUAAAUAAACCACCACGUUUUUGAUCCA